AGAGGAGAGGCGCCACAACGCCGCAGCAGACGACGCUCAAUAAUGGAGGGAGCAGACCUACCAACGCUGGGGCUGGCAACCUCAAGCACACCCAGCGGGAUAUACCGCCGAUGACGCGGGAUAAGGAGGACCUGAAGGUUCCAGAAUCUCAACGAGAGACAAUUUCUUUUAUUUUCAAUUGAUCACUCUAUAAUCUUGCACCGCCAAAGCUCGGUACUUGUAGGGUAGUUUGUUGUGUUUUCUAGUCGAACUGUUGGUGUUGCGUGUCAGCAGUAGUGUGUUGUGUUCGUUGUGUGUGUUGAUGUUGAAUUUGGGCACGUGCGGUAUUUCAGACAAAUCAUAAACCGUGUGGUCAAGAUCAUUUCAUCUCAUAUUUAUGUUUAAUUUCUUUCUAUAAACCAUGGACGAUGAGAAAUCAGAAAACGUUCUUGUUGAGUCUGUUUAUCGAAACGUCCUGGGUGAAUUUUCUCAUUUUAAAAACGAAACGACAGCAAGAGUGUCAUACCAGCAUUGCUUAGCGGUAACACCCAAUCUUCACCUAAAUGCUGGCCAACCUCAUAUACCGCUGGAUUCGCGAUUUAAAUACGAGGUUCAUCUGCCAAAGCCUUUCUUACCCCCUUCAAAGAUUAAUCCUGACUGCCUUAAAGAUGGCGACCCACUAACUAAGAUAUUGCAGGACAAGAAAGAGUGGCAGAAUGACCUUGAUGCCUUAGUCCGUAAUGCAAAACGAGGACAGAAAUGGGCUGAGAAGCAAAAGUAUGGACUUCACACUUCAAAAGUGAAGAAAAAUGAUGCUAAGGAGCACAUUUAUACCGUGAGCAGCCAUGUUGCAGUUGCGAAGCACAUUGCUGCUGACCCUCAUCCUUAUUUCUCUGGGAAAUACAAUUGGCUCGCUACUGGAGGAUGCCUGUCAGAGUGUACAGUUAAUGGAGAGAAAUAUAUUCUGCAUCCCACAGGGGAGAACAUGAACUUGUUACGUAUCACGAGUCUUGAUAUACUUGUAAAUGAAAUAUCAGCAAGUAGACAAGCCCCCCUUAAGGUUCCUCUAGCUGAAGGCCAGAGAAUUUACCAAAUUGCUUGCAGUAAUGUUGGAAACCGAGGUAUUGCUGCUGUCAGGCAAGAGAAAACUUGUUCUAUAGUCAGCAUAAAAGAAGGGCUGAAAAAACCUUUAAGUGCCAGAACUGUCUUGGAAAUACAGGAGAAAGAUGGGGUGUUUGUUAGCAUUGACAUCAGCCAGGUGGAGGACAAACAAUUUUGUACUUUAGAUUCUGAUCAAAUUCUGAAAUUAUGGGAUCUAAAUACCAGUUCUUGUACUGGCAGUGCAGAAAUGCCAGUUUGUGGUAAUGAGCCAAACAGUAGAUCCUGGGGAUUUGUGAAAUUUAGUACAAGAUCUGAUGACUUGUUUGUUAUGAAUAGGAAAACAAUUUACAUAAAAGACAGAAGGAUGCCUCUUUCACAAAAUGUCAUUGAAUUUUCACCAAAGCAAAUUGUGGAUGACUGUGAGGAUCUCUCUUUCCUUCUAAAUUCUUUAAAUUCACCAUUGGCAUAUGUUGCUACUAAUCAUCAUUUAUUGAGUUUGGAUCUACGUUCUGGAUGGACUCAACGUUGGUCCCACCUCAUGCAGCAGCCGCCAUUAUAUGGUUCAGUAUACCCAGGAACAGGGUCAGAAGAAGUAGUGAUUUUGAGUAGCUCCAUAUCAGAUGACUCAAAUGCAAUUGUGAAUAAAUGGAAAGAUUGUAAACCAAUCUCUGAAACUUUUCCUAUUGGACUGCCAUCUUUAGCAGAUUGCCUUCUGAGAGCAAAUGCCUAUGGCAAAUGUCUUGGGGCCAGCCUGAAAAAGAGAUUGCACAUGGCAACUACUGGUUUGAUUUUAUUGUGGCAAGAUGGCAACAAUGGAUUUAUGUCCUUGAAGUCAACAUCCAUUGGAGAUGUCAUCUCACAGCAAUUUGCUCCUGAAGUAAGACUAAGCGACCAGUAUGAUGCUUCCAGUAGAGAGAAAGAAUUUAAAGAAGUAAUAAAAUUGUGGGAAGGAUGGGAGAAAGACCAUGAAAAAGUGUGUGCUAAAUAUAUUCCUGACCUCCGAUGCCCAACAUACUCCUAUGAAACAUCGUUCAAAGCAUUAAAGUCUUGCAAAGACUCAAACCCCGAACUUUCGAAAUGGCAUUCCACUUUUUCUAAAUGUAAAGACGAGACAAGACAUUGCGAAUUUUGUGUAGGAGAGGAGUUAGAUGAUUCAGAUUUUAAGAAGACAUUGUGUGAUUUGGGAACCUAUAAAGAUCUUAUGGCAGGAGUUCUAUUAAAAGCUUGGGACAGUGAAGGCUUAACUACAAAAGUUGAAUCUAAAACGUACGUUGAAAAUUGGUUAAAGGAUACGACUGGUAAGUCUGAUGAUAUAGGAUUUCCUGAAGAAGAUUUUGGUUUCAAAGUUCCAGUGACACCAUCCAGGUGUUCAAAAAGAAUUAAACGGGAAAGUUUGGGCUUUUAAUUUUUAAACUGUGUGAUUGGUUUGACAAAAUGAAAUUCAACUCAGUAUAUUUAUUUAUUGUACUUUUGUACACUCCAUACAAUCUAUUUUUACAGCCAAGAAAAUAGAAUUGCCGUUUUUUUUUUCUAGUUUCAUGUGAGAUAAAUUAAAUUUUGUGUUCUACUACA
This is a messenger RNA of Frankliniella occidentalis (western flower thrips), 2652 nucleotides long. RefSeq lists its product as uncharacterized. Gene Ontology annotation, molecular function: protein binding. The coding region runs from base 401 to 2485 and encodes 694 amino acids. Lineage: Eukaryota; Metazoa; Arthropoda; Insecta; Thysanoptera; Thripidae. The record is from RefSeq and is a predicted model, not a curated record. The transcript is spliced from 12 exons.